GCCCCCUAGUGUCUCCACUCAUGGUUAUCGAACCAUACGUUGGGCACUAAAAUAUUAACAUUACGCGUGUUGAGAUAAGCCGGAAGGUAGCAAAAUGCUGCAGAUCGGUGCAAAAUUGUGCCUGACUAUUGUAAUAUUUCUGGGAAUCAAGGACGUUUCGUCAGAGACAGUUCAGGGGUCCAUUCUGUUAAACAGUGGUGUCUUUGACAAGGUUAUUAGUAAAUUUAAGGCGGUAUUGGUUAAGUUUGACGAGACCUACCCUUAUGGAGACAAGCAAGACACAUUUAAGGCGGUGGUGGAGGCCACAUUGUCACAGUCUGAUAUACUCUGUGCGGAGGUGCAGGUAGCAGAUUAUGGAGAGAAGGAAAAUGCAGACAUUGCUGAGAAGUAUGGAGCAAAGAAAGACGACUUCCCUGUGUACAAACUGUUUGUGGAGGGCAAAGAGGAACCAGAGACCUACAAAGGAGAUGUCAAAAAAGCUGACGAUAUCAAAAAGUUUUUGAUCAGAGAAUCAGGUUUGUGGCUUGGACUGCCAAGUUGUCUUGAAGACUUUGAUAAACUGGUUGCAGAAUUUAGAAAAACUCCGGAUGACAAAAAAGCAGAGAUUUUCACAAAAGCAGAAGAGUUAGCACAAAAAUAUACAACAGAAAAAGAUAAAAGAGCAGCAGAAAUUUAUGUAAAAACCAUGAAGAAGCUAGUAGAAACACCAGAAUUUGUGGACACUGAAAUUAAACGGGUGGAAAAAUUAAAAGAUGGUAAAGUCAGUGAUAAAAAGAAGGAACAACUUAAUGACAGACUCAAUAUUUUAACAUCAUUCCAAAUGAGGCUAAAGGAUGAACUUUGAUUUAGUGAGGAAAUUGUAACAAAAAUUUAAAUCAUGCAUUUAGAAAUUCAUGUAUUACAGAUCAUACAACAAUCAUGAAUGAAAGCUGUAAAAUGAGUUGUUCCCCUUAUUUGAAUUUUACAAGGUGUAUGCAUUUGAUUAUUCUUUUCUACUUUUGUAACUCUCUAUAUAUGGAAAAUGUCUCUGAUUUUAAAAGUGUUUUAUAUGGUGCUAUAUUCUGUGAAAUGGAAGUUGAAAUCAUUUUUACAUUUUUGUGGUGUAUUUUCAACCAACCAAAUAAUGUUUCUGGUGAAAUGCUAAAUAAAUUCUAGAAAAUAACAA
Molecule: messenger RNA, 1165 nt
Organism: Saccostrea cuccullata (small rock oyster)
Lineage: Eukaryota; Metazoa; Mollusca; Bivalvia; Ostreida; Ostreidae
Product: endoplasmic reticulum resident protein 29-like
Exons: 4
Coding region: 95-844 (249 amino acids)
Biological process (GO): protein secretion
Cellular component (GO): endoplasmic reticulum lumen; endoplasmic reticulum
Source: RefSeq, a predicted model, not a curated record